Molecule: messenger RNA, 2800 nt
Organism: Pteropus alecto (black flying fox)
Lineage: Eukaryota; Metazoa; Chordata; Mammalia; Chiroptera; Pteropodidae
Gene: CD55
Product: CD55 molecule (Cromer blood group)
Exons: 10
Coding region: 145-1746 (533 amino acids)
Source: RefSeq, a predicted model, not a curated record
GCCCAGGCACCACCCAAGGUGCUAAUUUAAAUUGACUUGCAGAACAAGUAGGCUUUGCAGCAACUUUACAGCUUCUUGCUCAAGCCAGUGCGAUUUUGUUACCGGGGCCGCCGAGUCCCGGUGCGGGGUCCGCAUUCCGGCGCCAUGAGUCCCGCGUGGCCCGGCGGCCGAGCGGUGCUGCGCCUCGGCGGGUUGACCUUGUUGCUGCUGCUGCUGCUGCUGCUGUGUCCGCAGGCUGCUCGGGGUGACUGCAGCCUUCCUCCAAAUAUACCUAAUGCCCAGCCAGAUUUGAAAGGUCUUACAAGUUUUCCUGAACAAAGCAUAAUAACAUACAAAUGUGAUCAAGGCUUUGUAAAAAUUCCUGGCCAGCCAGACUCAGUGGUCUGUCUUAAGAACAAUGAAUGGUCGAAUAUCACAGAAUUUUGUAAUCGUAGCUGUAAUUUUCCAGCCAGGCUGCUUUUUGCAUCUCUCAAAAAGCCUUAUAACCAACAGAAUUAUUUCCCAUUGGGUUCCAUUGUGGAAUAUGAGUGCCGUUUGGGCUACAAAAGAGACCAUUCCCUAUCAGGAAAAAUAACUUGCCUUCAGAAUUUUACGUGGUCCAAACCAGAUGAAUUUUGUAAAAGAAAAUCAUGUCCUAAUCCUGGAGAAAUAACAAAUGGUCAUAUAAAUAUAGCAACUGACAUAUUAUUUGGCUCAUCCAUCACCUUCUCAUGUAACACAGGGUACGAAUUAGUUGGUGAAACUUCUAGUUACUGUAUUAUUGUGGGACAGACUCUUGGGUGGAGUGAUCCAUUGCCAGAAUGCAAAGAAAGUACUCAAAUUGUAGAUGUCACACAAACUCCUCAGAAACCCACCACAGCAAAUAUUCCAGCUACAGAACUCCCAUCAGCUCCUCAGAGACCCACCACAGUAAAAGCUCCAGGUACAAAGACAACACCAACUCCUCAGAAACCCACCACAGCAAAUAUUCCAGCUACAGAACUCCCAUCAGCUCCUCAGAGACCCACCACAGUAAAAGCUCCAGGUACAAAGACAACACCAACUCCUCAGAAACCCACCACAGCAAAUAUUCCAGCUACAGAACUCCCACUAACUCCUCAGAAACUCACCACAGUAAAAGCUCCAGCUACAAAGGCUACACUAACUCUUCAGAAACCCACCACAGCAAAUAUUCCAGCUACAGAAACCAUAUCGACUCCUAAAAAACCCACUACAAUAAACUCUUCAGCUUCAAAGGCCCCACUAAUUCCUCAGAAACCAAUCACAACAAAUGAUUCAACCACAACAGCCAAAAUAUCCCCUGUAUCAGAUGCUCUAUCUACAGAGAGCUUACCAGCAGCCCAGAAUCCCAUCAUGGCAAAUACUUUUGCUACACAAGCCAAAGUAAAACAAAAAUUUACAGCUGACCAUGCCCUUGUGACUAAGGGUCUCCAUACGACACAAAUAUUGCCCUCUGCUCAUAUUACAGCAACACAGAGUCAAGCUGUUCCACAGGAAACCACACCUUUUCAGACAAGAAGUACAUCGAAAAGCAAAGAAACCCUUCUUGUAGGGGCCAGCACCAUUGUAUCUGGACUUGUUGCUGUUACUAUAAUAAUUGGUUCCCUAAUUCUAGUCAAAGUUUUCUGGGACUAUGGAAAAUCUGGCUCUUAUUACACACACGAGAACAACAAAGCAUUAAAUGUUAUGUUUCAUAAUUUAACUGUGACUGCUGAUGCCUCAGAAGUAAGACCUGGUAAAUUAUAAAAGGACACACAUUUAUAACAUUGACUGUUUUGUUUAUGACGCUAGCAACCAUUGGCUAGCUGACUUAGCCAAAGAAGAGAUAAGAAGAAAGUACACAUGAGUACACAGAAUGUUUCUAGUUUUUUAUAAGUUUCUGGAGGCAUGGACACAACAUAUGCAGUAGUGCUCUUCAUUGUACACAUUAUUGUUCCUAAGGUGCUUAAGAACGUUAACAAGGUGAAGAGAAAAGAAUCUGUCCUGGAAUCACAUUCUCAAUACUCCUAUGCUUUUGAAAAUAGAAAACUUGCAAGACUGAGAAUGAUUAUUUUUCUAAAUGUGAAGGAAAGUGUAGAGAUUUGUUCAUGCUUAGAAAGUGAGCAUGAAGAAAAAGAAAGAUGACUCUUUUCAACUAGAUAUAUAAUAAUGUUUUAACUUACAAAGGAAAUUAAAAAGUUAAAAAUGUUAAUUGGGUUUUGAAAAUAAACAAAAAUGAUGUUGCCCAGUCUCUUUCAAGCAAAAUUGCCAAAGAGAGAUGAAUCUCAUUAUAAAAUAACAAUUCUUGACUCUAAGGCAUUUUUAUCUUAUUCCAUUAAAAUGAGUCUGAAUGUGUUGGUAAAAUAUUUUAAAUGAAAAACAUGUUAAUGAUCUAGAGUUGAGUAUCUUGGAUUAGUUGGUGGCAAAGGAGAAGUAUAGAAUGAAGAAAUAAUUUUUUUCUUUGUCACACAGUCACAGACAAUUAACUAGGACUUAGCCCCUUGUAAGCUGGAUCAGCUACAAUUUUAAUUUUUGUUUUUAGAGCAAUCUCUUUUUGUGUGUAAAAAAGUCCUGUGAAAGGGCAAAAGGAUGGAAGGUGUAUUGGCUUAAUGUUUUAAAAGCAUCCAGAGAUAUAAUAUUAAUAUAAGAAAAGAUUCUAUAUUUCUGAAGUAAAUUAUAAAUCUUAUUCUUUUGUAAUAUUAAGAUUAUAUUAAUUUAUAUCAGUGAACACAUUGAUUUUACAUGUAUAUCAAAAAAGUUCAAGAAGAUAUGUAAAGAAAAAUUUUCCCUAAAUGAAAUAAAUAAUUGAUCACAUUCUUUA